Molecule: messenger RNA, 1103 nt
Organism: Gastrolobium bilobum
Lineage: Eukaryota; Viridiplantae; Streptophyta; Magnoliopsida; Fabales; Fabaceae
Product: GDSL esterase/lipase LTL1-like
Exons: 5
Coding region: 1-1101 (366 amino acids)
Molecular function (GO): hydrolase activity, acting on ester bonds
Source: RefSeq, a predicted model, not a curated record
AUGGCAACCUUGUCAAGUUUAGUUCCUUUGGUGAUUCUUAGUUUAGUUUUAGUAGUUGGAGUCAUGGUAGGUGGUGCUGAAGCAAGGGCUUUCUUUGUAUUUGGAGAUUCACUUGUUGAUAGUGGAAAUAACAAUUACUUGGCCACCACUGCACGUGCUGAUGCCCCUCCUUAUGGAAUUGAUUAUCCAACUCGUAGACCAACUGGCCGUUUCUCCAAUGGCUUCAACAUUCCUGAUCUUAUCAGUCAGAGACUUGGUGUUGAGUCUGCAUUGCCAUACUUGAACCCACAAUUAAGAGGAGAGAAGCUCCUAGUUGGUGCCAAUUUUGCUUCAGCUGGAAUUGGAAUCCUUAACGACACUGGAAUUCAGUUUGUAAACAUAAUAAGAAUGUAUAGACAGCUAGAGUAUUUUCAAGAGUACCAGAACAGAUUGAGUGGUCUAAUUGGAGCAAGUAGAGCUAAAAGCCUAGUGAAUCAAGCACUGGUUCUCAUCACUGUUGGUGGCAAUGAUUUUGUAAACAACUACUACUUGGUGCCAUUUUCUGCAAGGUCACGCCAGUAUCCACUACCUGAAUAUGUCAAGUAUCUCAUCUCUGAGUACCAAAAGCUUUUGCAGAAGCUGUAUGAUCUUGGAGCUAGAAGAGUUCUUGUGACAGGCACAGGACCAUUAGGUUGUGUUCCUUCAGAAUUGGCACAACGUGGCAGAAAUGGACAAUGUGCUGCUGACCUACAAAGAGCUGCAUCAUUGUAUAACCCUCAACUUGAAAGCAUGUUGUUACAACUCAACAGGAAAAUUGGAAGGGAUGUUUUUAUUGCUGCAAACACAGCACAAAUGAAUAACAACUUCAUUAGUAACCCCACAGCAUUUGGAUUCGUAACAUCAAAAGUAGCAUGUUGUGGGCAAGGACCAUACAAUGGUCUUGGGCUAUGCACACCACUCUCUAACCUGUGUCCCAAUAGAGACUUAUAUGCAUUUUGGGAUGCAUUCCAUCCAUCUGAAAAGGCUAAUAGGCUUAUUGUGGAGCGAAUUAUGUCAGGUUCUAAAACCUACAUGAACCCAAUGAAUCUCAGCACCAUCUUAGCUUUGGAUGCUACCACAUGAAG